Molecule: messenger RNA, 1180 nt
Organism: Phragmites australis (common reed)
Lineage: Eukaryota; Viridiplantae; Streptophyta; Magnoliopsida; Poales; Poaceae
Product: early nodulin-like protein 19
Exons: 2
Coding region: 345-914 (189 amino acids)
Cellular component (GO): plasma membrane
Molecular function (GO): electron transfer activity
Source: RefSeq, a predicted model, not a curated record
AUGGGUCUUACUGUAAGAAAUUAGCAUGCGGUUUUCACCCAGAGAGGGACGAGAUCCGAAUGAGUCUGUCUGUCAUGUUGUAACUCCCUGCAGAUCAAGCAAGCAUACAUAUAUAAAUGGGAAUAGGUCUUCUGUCUCUAGAUGGUUCUUGAAAUUAUUCAUUGGGCACACCCACCGUGACAGAGCAGAGGCCUUCAGCUUAAGGUCUGCAGCAGCAGCCACCAACUCAGCUCGUCUCACUCUCAGUGCUCGCGCCCCACCCCACUACUGAUAGCUCAGCUCCUCUUCCUCCAGCUCAUCUCCCUUCCCAACUAACUCACACAGACCAGCCGCGCGGCAACAAGAUGGAGAUGCGGCUGCUGCUGUCCCUCCUUCUCGUCGCCGUGGUGGCGUCGCGGCUGCCGUCGGCGGCGGUGGCGGCCAACUACACUGUGGGCGACGAGAAGGGGUGGAACCCGGACGUGGACUACACCACCUGGGUCAAGAAGCACAAGCCCUUCUACAAGGGCGACUGGCUCCUGUUCGAGUACCAGAACGGGCGGUCGGACGUGGUGCAGGUGGACGAGGUCGGGUACGACAAGUGCGACAAGGCCAACGCGCUGAGCAGCUACAGCAAGGGCCACAGCUACGCCUUCCAGCUCAAGGAGGCCAAGGACUACUACUUCAUCUGCAGCUACGGAUACUGCUACUCCGGCAUGAAGCUCCACGUCACUGCCAAGAGCAGCCAGAAGUCGUCGGGCGGCUCUUCCUCAUCUUCCGGCUCCUCCUCCUCUGACGACUCCUCGUCCGAUUCGCCGUCCAAGGACUCCAAGAACAAGAACAAGUCCAACGCCGCGCCGCCGUCCCUCCUCGCCGCCACGCCCUACGCCGCCAUUGCCGCAGUCGCUGCCCUGCUUCUCAACAGGAUGCUCUGAUCUGUUAAGAUCUGUCAGCUCGGUUCAGACUUGAGAUCUUGAGAGUUGAGUUGAGUUGCUGCUACUAUACAUUCUUCUUCUUCUUGAUUUUUGUCUAGCUGUUUCUUGCUUGCUUGAUUGGUUCUUGAUUUUUGUUCUUUUUAUUCCCAUUUCUUCUCAAGUGGAGUUUGGUAAUGCUACUGUAGCUGAGUUGAGGAUGCAGUUUGCAAGGAUUAUAUGAUUUUCAAGUGUGAAGAGCUCUAGAUAUAUUAUUAUUGUUGUUGUUA